GUCACCGACACCGAGGGAAGCAGGUAACCAUCACCUCCAGCCCCAGAAGAUCCCCAGGAACCAUGAAGCUGCAGCUGCCCAACCCAGGUCUGGAGGAGCGGAUCCCGUCCCACCAGGAGCUGGAGAAGAUGGAGGUGGAGGAGGCCGGGGACAGACCCAAAUGGGACAAUAAGGCUCAGUACAUGCUGACCUGUGUGGGCUUCUGUGUGGGUCUGGGUAACGUCUGGAGAUUCCCCUACCUGUGCCAGAGUCACGGAGGAGGUGCGUUCAUGAUCCCGUUCCUGGUCCUGCUGGUCCUGGAGGGAAUUCCUCUGCUGCACCUGGAGUUUGCCAUCGGCCAGAGACUCAGGAAGGGCAGUGUGGGGGUCUGGACGUCCAUUAGCCCAUAUUUAACUGGCAUCGGAAUUGCAUCCAUGUUUGUCUCCUUCCUGGUUGGAAUGUACUACAACACCAUCAUUGCCUGGGUCAUGUGGUACUUCUUCAACUCCUUCCAGGAGCCACUGCCAUGGAGUCAAUGUCCUAUCAACAUGAACCGGACAGUCUGUGCAUCGCCCCCUGCAGGCCUGGUGUCAGAGUGCGCCAGGAGCUGCCCAGUGGAUUACUUCUGGUACCGGGAGACCCUCAAUAUAUCAACAGCCAUAGAGGAUUCUGGGGGCCUGCAGUGGUGGAUGGUUCUGUGCCUAAUAUGUGCCUGGGCCGUUCUCUAUGUCUGCUGCAUCAGGGGCAUCGAGACCACUGGCAAGGCUGUGUAUGUGACCUCGUCCCUGCCGUAUGUGGUCCUCACCAUCUUCCUGAUAAGAGGGUUGACCUUAAAGGGGUCUUUAAACGGGAUAAAGUUCCUCUUCACCCCAAAUGUGAAAGAGCUGGCAAACCCAGCGACCUGGCUAGAUGCUGGAGCCCAGGUGUUCUACUCAUUCUCCUUGGCCUUUGGGGGUCUCAUCUCCUUCUCCAGCUACAACUCAGUGCACAACAACUGCGAACAGGAUGCUGUGAUUAUUUCGCUGAUCAAUGGCUUGACAUCCGUUUACUCUGCCACCGUCAUCUACUCCAUCAUAGGCUUCCGUGCCACUGAGAAGUAUGGUGACUGCUUCAGCCAGAAUAUUCUGGAGCUGAUGAAUGCGUUCGGCCUUCCUGAGGGAGCCAUCGCGGAAAACAAUUAUACUGAAGCUCUACAUAAACUCAACAGCACACAUCCACAGACCAUUCAGAAUCUGACCCUGAAGACAUGCGACAUGCAGGUUUUUCUCAGCGAGGGAGUCGAGGGCACCGGGCUGGCCUUUAUCGUCUUCACAGAGGCCAUCACAAAGAUGCCGUUUUCUCCACUGUGGUCCAUCCUCUUCUUCAUCAUGCUCUUCUGUCUGGGGCUCUCCACCAUGUUCGGCAACAUGGAGGGUGUGGUCGCACCCCUGCAGGACCUCAAAAUCUUUCCUAAAAAUUGGCCCAAGGAGGUACUUACAGGUCUGACGUGUCUGGUCUCCUGCAUCAUAGCUCUGAUAUUCGUGCAGAGGUCCGGUAAUUACUGGCUGGCUCUGUUUGACAGCUUUGCUGGUUCUAUCCCAUUACUGAUCAUCGCGUUCUGCGAGAUGGUGUCUGUGGUUUACAUCUAUGGGAUAGACAGGUUCAACGAGGACAUUGAGUUCAUGAUUGGCCAUAAACCCAACAUCUUCUGGCAGGCAGCAUGGAGGGUCAUUAGCCCACUGAUCAUGCUAAUCAUCUUCCUCUUUUACUUCGUCACCAAAGUCAGGGAGACACUGAUCUACAAGGCUUGGGAUCCAGCAUCGAAGAACUUCUCAACUCUGGCAGAGGCGCAUUACCCAAAUUGGAUCUACGUUAUAAUAUUCCUCUUAGCCGGAUUACCCAGUCUUGCUGUCCCUUGUGUGGCUGUCUUCAAAUUCAUCAGGAAUUCCAGAAAGAAUGCAAGUCAGGAAUUCAAGACAAAGGAAGUCACCACCAUCUCAGCCAGAAUAGAAAUGAUAGAAAAAUGAACAAUGAAGACACUUUCAAAGGAAGACUGCGUAAUACAAAUUUGUUGAGCUUUGUCUGUUAGUUUUUCUUUUUUUUUUUGAUCGAUAAUCUUCUACAUUGAGGCUGAGCCUUGACAACUGAGCCAUGGAUUCACAGAUGACAGCAUGAGUUUCAAACUCAGGGAAACACGUUUUUAAACGUAAAAUAUAAUUGCAAAUAUGUUCGCGCCAAUAGAGAAACUCCUGUGAAGCUGGAUGUCACAUUGUUUAUGAGCUGAAUUCAAUGUAAGGGAAGGGAAGGGAAGUCUAUAAUCUAGUUAUAAUUUAAGCCAACUGCACAAGACAGACUUCCAGUGCCGUCAUCCCGAGGAUGACUUAGAAUAACAUUUUUAUUAUUGAUUCACUAAGGCAUGAACAUGUACAGUUAGUGUUACACCAGUUAAUAGGUCCUGUGAAAGUUGAACCAGGUACCUUUGCUUAAUAAAGCCCUCGGUAACUUGGUUACACACACAAGCAUUUAUGUUUUACAAAUACAUUAAGGCAGGAAUCAUGCUUGAUGGCUGCAAAUUUAAACUUCAACUUACACUGCAAUGAAAAUAACCAAACACACGAUAACGUUAUGGGGUAGAAAAAUGUUUUUACUUUGUAGUAAAAAUGUUGAAUUCUAAAAUGUGACAUGUUUAACCUUAACUAUUUGCUAAAAUAGCAAAAAUAUGCAUAUAUAUUUAAUAAUACUUAAAUACAUUAUUUUAAAUAAUUAGCUCUAGUAAAUAGCGCUAUUUACUUACUUGAGCAGUACAAGCAAUGAAAUUACUGUAUAAAGCAUAAAAGAUGUGCUGUAUUUAAAAAGGCAUACAGACUUAAACAUAAACUUAAACUGCAUCAUCUAUGGAACAGGUUUACACCAUAUACGGGAAGUGCAACCAAGCGUUUUUUAUAUUGCAAUUAUUUUUUAUAUCUCAGCUGUUACCAUAUUUAAUUUUGGAUUGGAUUCUGCAAUAGGAAACUGCAUUGUAGCCAUUUUCUAUCCAAGCUACGAAAUGUGGGUCGGAACUGCUGGAAAUCUCUGAUUGGUUGGUAAGAGGGUUUGAGGUGAUAGAUGUCAGAGACACAAAGGGGGCGGGGCCAAGGUGACUUUCAUUGCCUCAGUGGCCUGAAACUACAAGACAAUGAAUAUGAUUGGCUGGACAAGAAAGACGAUUCACUGGGGGAAGUUUGACUGGUUAUUAGAUUCUAAGUUCUAAAUGUAACCUCAUGCAUUUUUAAAAAUAAAUUCUUUAAAGUUC
Molecule: messenger RNA, 3250 nt
Organism: Brienomyrus brachyistius
Lineage: Eukaryota; Metazoa; Chordata; Actinopteri; Osteoglossiformes; Mormyridae
Product: sodium-dependent neutral amino acid transporter B(0)AT1-like
Exons: 12
Coding region: 63-1985 (640 amino acids)
Biological process (GO): sodium ion transmembrane transport
Cellular component (GO): plasma membrane
Source: RefSeq, a predicted model, not a curated record